This is a messenger RNA of Toxotes jaculatrix (banded archerfish), 1622 nucleotides long. RefSeq names its product prostaglandin reductase 1-like. NCBI's taxonomy places the organism in Eukaryota, Metazoa, Chordata, Actinopteri, Toxotidae. The transcript has 9 exons. Gene Ontology annotation, biological process: prostaglandin metabolic process. Bases 126 to 1115 code for a protein of 329 amino acids. Gene Ontology annotation, molecular function: 2-alkenal reductase [NAD(P)H] activity; 15-oxoprostaglandin 13-reductase [NAD(P)+] activity. The record is from RefSeq and is a predicted model, not a curated record. Gene Ontology annotation, cellular component: cytoplasm.
CGUGCAGUCAAUACCCCAUCGCAACCUCAGGCUGCGUUCAGAGAGUUUUCAUCUUUUGCGAUUUCUUUGUGGAGAUCCACAACCGGCACCUUGGUAAGGAGGUUAUCAUACCCAAAUACCCAAUCAUGGUCCAAGCGAAGUCAUGGAUCCUGGCCAAGCACUUUGACGGCUUCCCAAAGGACAGUGACUUUGAGCUCAAGGUGGAGGAGCUUCCCGAACCCAAAAAUGGGGAGGUGCUUUUGGAGGCUGUGUUUCUCAGUGUCGACCCGUACAUGAGGCCGUUCAGUAGGGUUCGCAUGAAAGAAGGCGAUGUGAUGAUAGGCAGUCAAGUGGCCAAAGUGAUCCAAAGUAACAACCCAGCAUUUCCCGUGGGAAGCCAUGUUGUUGGUCGUUGUGGCUGGAGAACCCACACAGUCUGUGAUGGGACAGACCUCGUUCCCAUCAUGUCUGAUUGGCCUCAAGAUGUUUCGUUGUCACUGGCUCUGGGUGCCAUCGGCAUGCCAGGACUUACAGCACUGUAUGGGAUCGAGGAGGUCUUGGGACUCCAGAAAGGUGAAACCCUGUUGGUAAAUGCUGCAGCAGGGGCAGUGGGCUCUGUGGUGGGCCAGAUUGCCAAGAUAAAAGGUUGUAAGGUAGUGGGUUCAGCAGGGUCUGAUGCAAAGGUGGCCUUCCUUAAGGAGCUGGGCUUUGACGAGGCCUUCAACUACAAGACUGUUGGCUCCCUGGAGGAGGCACUGAAGCGGGCUUCUCCAGAGGGAUAUGACUGCUUCUUUGAAAAUGUGGGAGGUCCUUUUUCAACCGUUGCCUUGCAACAGAUGAAGAACUUUGGAAGAAUAGCUGUGUGCGGAAGUAUUUCUGUGUACAAUGACAGCACGCCUCAAACAGGCCCGUACCCUCAUCUGACCAUGAUCUUCAAGCAGCUUAAGAUGGAGGGCUUCAUGCAGAGCAGGUGGCAGCACAAGAACCCCGAAGCCCUCAAGAGACUAAUGGGAUGGCUGAGGGAGGGCAAACUGCAGAGUCGGGAGCACAUCACAAAAGGCUUUGAAAACAUGCCAGCCGCUUUUAUGGGGAUGCUCCAAGGAGACAACAUCGGCAAGGCUAUCAUCGCAGCCUGAUGUGGAACACAGGCUCAGCAGAGAUGGAGCAGUAUUACCAAUAUCUGAAACAUUAUUACAGAAUUCAUACAUGAAGGACUGAGCAAUAGACACAUACAGCUAACCAUAUAAUUUCAUAGUAGCACAUCUAUAGUAGUUUGUUUCAGUAUUUUUGUAGUCACAAUAAUAAAACAUUAUAGAUGAAAGCACUCUCAAUUUAGUCGUGAAGAAAUGUGAUUUAUCAUUUUAGCAUUAGUUCAUAAUUCACUCUUACAGGAUUAAAUCGGAAACAAUUCAUCCUCUUAAGGUUCUGAAAUUGUAAUGAUUUGUCUGAGGCAGAACUCUUUUGCUAAGUUUGGUGGAUUUUCAUUCAUUGAAAGGUACUUUUUUUCAACUUUUUUUUAUACUAGUAGCACUUACAGAUUUUGAGUUUUUACUUCUAAUACUGUCAUUUAUUGUAACAUAAUAAACCACAUCCUUUGUAUUUAGUGAGAGCUUUAAAUACAUAAUAAAAAUUGUUUGGCUUUU